AUGUCAAAUGUAGUAGUGCCCGAGAUGGAGGCCUCUUCAAAGGCCUUCGAUGCGCCAAACAACACAGAUAUUGUCGAAACAUAUGAGCGCAUUCUCGCUUCCGAUCCGGAGCUGACUAUGCCCGUCGCCGCCAUCGAGGCUCUCAUUAAUGUUCUCGGUCAGACCACAUCGUCAACCGUGAUGGAGACGCUCGAUAUCAUCCGCACCGCUGCCGAUCGUCUCAGGGCCUCAGUCCCAAACCCUGUGCCUCUCGCCGCAGGUACGGACCUUUUCCAGCAGUACCUCCUCCGGUCGCUUAAGAAGCAGGACACAAACGAUGCCCAUGCCGGCUUCGAGGAGACGAGACAGUACCUGAUCCGCAACAGCCGAGUCUUCGCCAGCCGCGCCAAGCAGGCCAGGGCCGAGAUUGCGGAGCGCGGGGCAAGGAUCAUCGGGGAGGGCUCGUGUGUGCUGACGGGCGGUGGCAGCCGCACUAUUGCCGCCGUGCUGCUGCGCGCUGCCGAGGUGCACAGCGCCGAGUUUGGCAGCCCGCGAUUCAAGGUUGUCUACGUCGUCGACCCGCGCUUCCCGAGCAACGUAGUCGAGAAUCUCAGGUCGCGCGGUGUGCCCGUGGCCGAGAUCAGCGAGCGCGAUAUUGCGCACGUCUUGCGCACCACCGGUGUCGACUUUGCCCUGCUCGGAGCUGAGGUUCUGUGCCAAAGCGGAGGUGUCCUGUCGAGGAUAGGGACUUAUAACAUUGUCGAACUCGUUGCUGCUUACAAAAAGCCGGUCUACUUUGCUGCCGAAAGUCACAAGAUCGCCCGUGUCUAUCCCUUGAGCCAACUGGAUCUGCCACGUUGCGGAGUGCAGCAGCAGGUCGCAAAGUUCACAACAUCAAAUGAUGCGCCAAAACAGGCAAGCACAGCUAAUGAGGAUCCAAUUGAUUAUACUCCACCAAAGUUGAUCACAAAGGUCAUCACAGAAUACGGCACUAAAACUCCCAGUGGGAUCUACGAAAUGUUGCUUGACAUAUAUUCUUGA
Molecule: messenger RNA, 1020 nt
Organism: Pyricularia pennisetigena
Lineage: Eukaryota; Fungi; Ascomycota; Sordariomycetes; Magnaporthales; Pyriculariaceae
Exons: 3
Coding region: 1-1020 (339 amino acids)
Biological process (GO): translational initiation
Cellular component (GO): eukaryotic translation initiation factor 2B complex
Molecular function (GO): translation initiation factor activity; guanyl-nucleotide exchange factor activity
Source: RefSeq, a predicted model, not a curated record